UUGCUCGAUAGUCGUGGAAUUGCGCGUUCUCGUGCUACACGUAGAUUCGUGGCUUCGUCGUCCGCGUCAAAUUGCGCUUUUAAACUGCUAAAAUUUACCAAAUAUCGCAAUCAAUUUACGAUCGUUAAGCUCUCGUUGACGCCUUUUACGACCGACAGAUAAACCGACGAUAAACCACGGACAAUAGCGUUUAGAGAGCAAUACUCGUGACAGAAACGAUAUUUCGUCACAUGCAAGAGUGGCCAACUGGUACAACAAUAGCGACAACUAUCUUUUAACAAACACAUAAUGUCGUACAAUCUGACGAUCGGUCCAACCUGCCCGGUGCCCUAUCUCGGGCCGAGCCUUGCCCAGGCCUGUCCAGGAUCGCAGUACUUGACCUUUAUGACGCUCUUGGACGUACUUGUACGGUCUCAAGAAAGUAUAUCUCAAUCAUGCGAGCGUAUAAAGCCAACGGAUCCGCCUGAAUACUAUUACGACUUCGUCAUUGUGGGCGGAGGAUCAGCCGGUGCCGUGGUGGCGUCUAGACUGAGCGACAUACCCGAAUGGAAAGUUUUGUUGCUAGAAGCCGGCCCGGACGAGCCACCGGGUGCCGAUGUUCCCAGUAUGGUGGCAAUGUUUCUGGGAAGUGACAUUGACUGGCAGUAUCAAACCACGAACGAGAUGAACGCUUGUCUGUCAACUGGCGGAUCCUGCAGUUGGCCGCGCGGUAAAAAUCUAGGCGGAACAUCCGUCCACAACGGUAUGAUGUAUAGCCGGGGUCACGCGAAAGAUUUUGACAAUUGGGCGGCCAUGGGAAAUCAAGAAUGGGAUUGGAGCGACGUGCUGCCGUAUUUCAUGUGCUCCGAGAACAACACGGAGAUCAAUCGGGUGGGUCGCAAGUAUCACUCGACUGGCGGUUUGUUAACUGUCGAACGGUUUUCGUGGAAGCCUGCAAUCGCCGACGAUAUCCUCGCGGCGGCGGUCGAGAGAGGGUAUCCGAUUAGCGAGGAUCUGAACGGCGACCAAAUUACAGGAUUCUCUGUGGCACAAACCAACAGCAAAAAUGGCGUUCGAGUGAGUAGCAGCAUGGCGUUUCUGCAACCGGUCCGACACCGACCUAAUUUACACAUCGCUCUAAACGCCACCGCCACAAGGAUCAUCAUCGAGAAUCAGAAGGCUGUUGGAGUCCAAUUUUAUCAAGGUGGUGAACUUCGAGUUGCCCGCACCACAAAGGAGGUAAUCGUCUCCGGUGGUGCCGUAAAUUCGCCUCAACUGUUGCUGCUCUCCGGAAUCGGGCCGAAGGAACAUCUGCAGGCGAUGAACAUCACGGUCGUCAAGGAUCUUCCAGGUGUCGGGGAGAAUCUGCAUAAUCACGUGUCGUACACUUUAUCAUGGACUAUCAAUCAGCCGAAUCUGUACGACCUGAAUUGGGCGGCUGCCGCAGAAUAUGUCGCCUUUCAGAAAGGACCGAUGGCGUCGACGGGUUUGUCACAAUUGACCGCGAUGCUGCCGUCCACUUACACGACUCCGGAUCAUCCCGACAUCCAGAUGUUCUUUGGCGGUUAUCAGGCGGCCUGCGCGACCACCGGCGAGGUUGGCACCGUCAUGAACGACAACGGUCGCAGGAUCAGCAUAUCGCCGACGAUGACGCAACCGCGUAGCAGGGGAAAUAUUCGUCUCGCGAGUAACGAUCCCUUCGCGAAGCCGAUCAUCUGGGGGAAUUAUCUGAACGAUUCGAUGGACGUGGCGAUCCUCAUCGAGGGUAUCCAAAUCGCGUUGUCUCUCGCCAAUACCAGUGCCAUGGCCAAGUACAACAUGACGUUAAACAACAGCCAGUUACCCGCAUGUUCCGCAUAUCCGUUCUUGAGCAAGGAAUACUGGGCCUGCGCCGUGCGUCAGGACACCGGUCCGGAGAAUCAUCAGGCAGGUUCCUGCAAGAUGGGACCCUUGGCGAGCGAUCCCAUGGCCGUGGUCAAUUAUCGAUUGAUGGUUAAAGGCGUCGAAAAUCUCCGCGUGGCCGAUGCGUCCAUUAUGCCGCAGGUAACGUCCAGCAACACAGCAGCACCGUCCAUGAUGAUCGGCGAAAAGGCGGCCGCGUACAUCAAGUCCGACUGGGGCGUUGCCGGUACACAAUGGUACGGGAAAGCACCUCCUAGCCCGUUAUGGAAACUCAGCCAUUACAGCCAUUGGAAGACUCAUUAUACAUCGACUGGGAUCAGGCUAUAUGGUAACCGGGCGUCCACGAUCUAUCUAGUCUCUUAUGACCAAUUUUCCGCAGCGCCUAAGAAGGUCGGCAAUAUAUCAUCAAGUCCUACGAACAUUCGGUAUGAGAUACCUGGUUAUCCGACACCGCAAGCACCAUGUUCGUCACCCUUCGUAAGUGGACUCACAAUGAUGGAUGUCUGCUACGACGGUAGCACCAAUUUAUUUCUGAAUAUGUUGAGCAUGUUAACUACUUAUAGCACAAUAAUUAAUGGUGUGUGCGACCGUAUCACGCCUAUUACGAGAGUGCAGGACACUUACGAUUUUAUUGUCGUUGGAGGUGGCGCAGCUGGAUCGGUCGUAGCUUCUAGAUUGAGCGAGAUUACGGACUGGUCUGUACUCCUCGUGGAAGCCGGACCGGAUGAACCAGCUGGCACACAAAUACCAAGCAACCUUCUAAUCUUUCUCGGUACGAGCUUGGAUUGGAAUUAUACAACCAGUAACGAAUCGCAUUCAUGCUUGAGUACCAACGGCAGGUGCAAGUGGCCGAGGGGCAAGAAUCUCGGCGGAUGCACUUCCCAUCACGGUAUGGCGUACCAUCGUGGCCACCAGAAGGAUUACGAGAAAUGGGUCCAGAUGGGAAAUAUAGGCUGGUCAUGGCAAGACGUGUUACCGUUUUUCAAAAUGUCGGAAGACAAUAAGGACGUUGGAAGGAUCCCGGGUAUCCUUCCAGAGUAUCACGGCACUAAUGGUCCGAUGACGGUUGAAAGAUUCCCCUGGCAGCCGAAAUUCGCUCGGGACGUACUGCGUGCGGCGGAAGAAGUAGGUUUUGGUACCACCGAAGACUUGGUGGGCCCGAAUAUCACGGGAUUCGCCAUCGCACAGACGAUAAGCAAUAACGGCGUCAGAUUAAGCACUCCCAGAGCUUAUUUGUGGCCGCACAAGAAUCGGCAAAAUCUGCACAUAGCAUUGAACGCGACUGCGCUAAAAGUCAAUACAGCACGUAAAGGGUCGAAAGUGAUAGCUACGGGAAUCACUUUCCGUAUGAAUGGCCGCGAUCACAAAGUACGUGCGAGAAAGGAAGUAAUCCUUUCAGCCGGCACAAUAAACUCGCCUCAGCUUCUGCUUCUGUCGGGCAUCGGGCCAAAGAAUCACUUGGAUUCUCUAAGGAUUCGAACGGUUGUCGAUCUGCCGGGCGUCGGCGAGAAUCUCCAUAAUCACCAGUCGUACGGCAUAGAUUUCAAUAUCGACCAUAAGAUAAUAGACGAGCUAGAUACCGAUAAUGCCAAUCAAUAUCUGUACAAUCAAACCGGCCCGAUGUCGUCAACGGGUUUGGCUCAACUCACUGCAAUCCUGACGUCUACAUUCACCACCGCGGACGAUCCGGACAUUCAGAUCUUUUUCUCUGGCUAUCAAGCUACCUGUAACACGGACGACAGGAUUCCGGACUUGACAACAUACAACAAUAAAGAAACCGUUAGAUUUACCUCCGUGAAUUUACAGCCACGCAGUAGAGGCCGAAUCACACUUGCAUCGAACAACCCUUUCGACGCUCCGAUUAUCUGGGGUAACGAUUUUGCGGAGCAGAUCGACAGAAGGAUUGUUUGCCAGGGUAUUCAAAAGAUCUUAAAAUUGUCAAGGGCGCAAGCAUUGGAGACGUACGGUUUGAAGAGGGUAGAUGAAACGGCUCUGACGUGCAGCCAGUACAAAAAGAAUAGUCGUGCAUAUUGGGAUUGUCAAAUCCAAUAUAACAGCCGACCUGAAAAUCACCAGGCCGGCACUUGCAAAAUGGGACCCUCCUCGGAUCCCAUGGCUGUUGUUAGUCCAGAUCUCAAAGUUCAUGGCGUGGACAGAUUGAGAGUAGCCGACAUGUCCAUUAUGCCGCAGGUGAUCACCGGUAAUCCCGUUGCUGCGGUCAAUAUGAUCGGCGAAAGAGUUGCUAAUUUUAUCAAGAAUGAUUACAAUGUGAUUAACAAUCGCGUGGCGAACGAAAAUGAUUAGACAAUGUCCAAAUUUCUUUUGUCUGCCAAAGAAUUAUGAAUACAAUGGAUUUCUUCCCAUCGGUAUCCGAAUUAAUAGAUUUAAUAUAUAUUACGCAGAUAAUAUAUAUUAUAAGAUAAUAUGUAUAAGAUAUAAAUAAUAAAAAUAAUAUAUAUUG
Molecule: messenger RNA, 4342 nt
Organism: Formica exsecta
Lineage: Eukaryota; Metazoa; Arthropoda; Insecta; Hymenoptera; Formicidae
Exons: 18
Coding region: 289-4185 (1298 amino acids)
Molecular function (GO): flavin adenine dinucleotide binding; oxidoreductase activity, acting on CH-OH group of donors
Source: RefSeq, a predicted model, not a curated record